Molecule: messenger RNA, 1362 nt
Organism: Grus americana (Whooping crane)
Lineage: Eukaryota; Metazoa; Chordata; Aves; Gruiformes; Gruidae
Product: folate receptor gamma-like
Exons: 5
Coding region: 186-1010 (274 amino acids)
Cellular component (GO): external side of plasma membrane
Molecular function (GO): signaling receptor activity
Source: RefSeq, a predicted model, not a curated record
GUUAAACCUCGUUGAACAUAUUAGGAAGGUACUUACAAGUGCCGGCGCCUGUGUCAGAGGGCUUUCCUAUUAAAGCCGACCCCGGGAAGCUGCUGUGUUGAGUGUUUCUAAGGUGUUACAGAAGGUUUAGAGGCUACCUGGACUGGUAAGCUCCAUCACCUCCCAGAACCGACCAGGCUGCAGGGAUGGGAGUGGGGCAGGUGCUGCUCGUGCUGUCGGCCGCCUGCGCGGUGAUGCCUGCGAAGGACCCGUUGCUGAACAUCUGCAUGGAUGCCAAACACCACAAAACCAAGCCUGGCCCGGAGGGGAUGCUGCAUGACCAGUGUGCUCCCUGGAAGGACAACGCCUGCUGCACGGCCAACACCAGUUCAGAAGCCCACAAGGACCAAUCCAACCUGUACAACUUCAACUGGAACCAUUGUGGGCUGAUGCCCCCCAAGUGCAAGCGCCACUUCAUCCAGGACACAUGCUUGUAUGAGUGCUCACCCAACUUGGGGCCCUGGAUUGACCAGGCUGACAGCAGCUGGCGUCGGGAGAGGAUUCUUCACGUGCCACUCUGCAAAGAGGACUGCGAGGAGUGGUGGGAGGAUUGCAAGGACUAUGUCACGUGCAAAGAGAACUGGCACAAGGGCUGGAACUGGGCAACAGGAACGAACCGCUGUCCUUGGGGCUCCAUGUGCAGACCCUUCAGCCAUGUCUUCCCCCGACCAAAAGACCUGUGUGAGAAAAUCUGGUCCAACUCCUACAAAUACACCACAGAGCACCGGGGCAGCGGACGCUGCAUCCAGAUGUGGUUUGACCCUGCCCAGGGAAACCCCAAUGUGGUUGUGGCGAAGUACUACGCUUGGAAAAAGAGAUCUUCCCCUGCUUGGAUGGAGAACGUGACUCCUGAGACCGACAAAGCUGCAUGCAUUCUGCCAUGGCCUGUCCUGGUCCUGCUGCCUCUGGCCCUUGUGGUGCUCCCUGAGGGAGCCGGAGGCUGUGGGUCCCAUGGAUGGGGGUCCCUGUGACUGCUCCCCAAAGGGACAUGCCUUGGACUGCUCCAGAGAGGAGCUGGCAUAGGUAACUUAGGUCUGUCCUAGCUGGUCAUGCACCCCAGUAAGCACUCUGCAUGAGUUUGGUUGUUGGACCUUUAUACCUGCCUCCGCUUUCAGCUGCUGACAAAGGCAGUUGUCUCCUUGCCGUCCUAGGAAGGGCACUACCACGUAUCUUUGCUCUGAUGUAGGAGCUCCUUCACAUCUGUUCCCUCCCCGUGGCUGUGUGCGGGGUUGGCAGUGCGUGUUCAGGGUCCUCUGCCGAGCUCUGGUGUCUGCCCCGACCCCCUCAGCGUGGGGACGGUAAUAAAAUACUCCUCUGAACCAG